GCAGUCCAGGUCAGGCACAAAUAGAAAGCCACCAGGCAGCUGAUGUCAUGUGAAGCAGCUGGGCCAGUUCAUGAGUAUAUGGCAGGAGGUCAACUAGAUGUGUUAUUACUCUGACCUUUCCCCGCGAGAUCUGUUUAUGUGCUCAAAUGGACUUUACAGAUGAUGAUUAUGCUGGAGGAUGACGUUUCUAUUAAAGUCAAGUUUCAACAAGAUGACAGCAUAUCCUGGAUGAGUAGUCGAUGGAAAAUUGUUGCGUUUUUAGUUUACUACCGACAGUGGUUUUUUUUUCUUUUUUGGAGCCUUUUUGUGCUGCGAUUGGCUGGCGACAAGCGGAUGGUGUAGCCCGACUCUCGCCCAAAGUCAGCUGGGUCAAUAAAAGAGAGGUGGAGUGCCUUAUCGGAGAGUUCCGUUUUUUAUUGGGCGAGCCGGCCAGUCCUGCGAGGUCAGUGGGCGGCUUGGACAGAUGGAAGCUGAGAAGCUUUCUGCACAACACCCUUGGACUCACCAACGACACCAUCAUGGAUGCAGUGUUCCGGACAUUUGACAAAGACAAUGACGGGUUUGUAAGCUUGAAAGAGUGGAUUGAGGGACUAGCGGUUGUUCUUCGUGGCACCUUGGACGAAAGAAUAACGUACUGCUUCCACGUGUACGACUUGAACGCUGACAAGUACAUCACCAGGGAGGAGAUGUUACAAAUGCUGAGGUACAGCCUCAGGCUGCCUGGAGAGGAGGACCCUUACGACGGGAUCAAAGAUCUGGUGGAGAUCACACUCAAGAGGAUGGACCGCGACCACGAUGACAGGUUGUCUUUGGACGACUUUGAGAAGUCAGUGAAAGAGGUGAAUCACAUGCUUGAAGCUUUUGGAACUUGCCUCCCCAACACCACUAGGAUUGAGACUUUUGAGCAGCGUGUAUUUCAGAGUCAAGUACACUGAUGAUGCUGUCAUAGAAAUAUUUUAUAUACAGUAACAAUAGCGGUCUAUCUAUGCAACACCCAUCCAUUUUCUUCAGCCCUUGGUAACCAUUCCCACUCUCAUCCACACCUUUGGACAAAUUAAAGUCUGCAAUGAAUCGAACGUGCAUGUUUUAUGGGGGGAAUGUGCGAAGAAGCUGGAGUACAUGCAGAAAACUCACACAAGCACUAUGGGAGAAGUUCAAAAGGUGUCAACAGAUAAAAAAGGAUGUUCAAAGAAA
Molecule: messenger RNA, 1194 nt
Organism: Phyllopteryx taeniolatus (common seadragon)
Lineage: Eukaryota; Metazoa; Chordata; Actinopteri; Syngnathiformes; Syngnathidae
Gene: clxn
Product: calaxin
Exons: 6
Coding region: 240-935 (231 amino acids)
Molecular function (GO): calcium ion binding
Source: RefSeq, a predicted model, not a curated record